GAAUAUCUUAUGAAGGAAUUAAGUAUAUAUUGAAGUUUGUGAAAAGUUUCGGAUGUAAACUAUACUUUAAUAUAUUGUUAAUUGGUGGUGGAAAAGUUGGUGAUACUGGACGAAACGAAACAGCAUUCGUCCACAGAGGAUUUUUGUAUCAUAUCGAAAUUAAAGCAUUUGUGCAUUCUGAAGCAUGUAUAAAUGAUUUGGAAAGAUUUUCCCAACAUUUUCAACGAAAAUAUUCUAGCUUUGAAAGUUAUCAAAAUAUAAAUGAUAGAAAUUUGGAUAAUUGGCAAUGUAGAUACUAUAGAGAAAAUUUUGAAAAAUUAGUGAAAAUUAAACGGAAAUAUGAUCCGUAUAAUUUAUUUCGUUGGAAUCAAAGUAUACCUACUUAUAUUGAAAUAUCAU
This is a messenger RNA of Racocetra persica, 399 nucleotides long. The record is from the annotation of a GenBank genome assembly. NCBI's taxonomy places the organism in Eukaryota, Fungi, Glomeromycota, Glomeromycetes, Diversisporales, Gigasporaceae.